CGGCGGAGGGCGUCAUCAGCCAUCACUUGGCGUCUGCUGUUUAUCGCCGUUAGGUUGGCCGUUACGCUGCGGUUGUCUUACAUGGCCGACGUGUUCCGCACGCUGCCGCUGCUCCUCCUCGUCGUGAUUCUGCUUGUCGUUGUCGUCUUUGUUCACGUGUGCAUAUUGUGGAGGUUGCCUUCACAUAGUCGCAGGAAAGUAGGGGCGAGGAAGAGCGUUGCCUUGGACGGGAGGCGGCCGACUCAGAGGACGUUGUCCGGCCCUUAUCCAACCGACCGGGCUCCGAUCUGUGUCGGUGCAGACAGAAGGGCGGCAGGUCCAUCACCGUAUGAAGGAUUGUUGCCUCACUUGCAACCGCUGCCCGAUUCGGACGAGGGGGAGGCGGAGGUGGACGUGUCGACGACAGUUCCGCUGGGUAGCGGGUCUACCCAGGAGUGGAUGGGUAGCCAGUUGUAUGAUCGCCGAGGGACGAAGUACGGGCAGUCGUUCACUUCCCUCCUUCACGACGACGCGGAGGAGGAGGAUUGCCUCCCCCCUGUCGAUCUCACAUUUGGCCUCCGGAGCGGGAGCCCGUCUUCUGUCACGCGCACUGUGCUCGUGAACCCUCAUCCCGAUGACGACAUGGGGCAGGUCACAUUCGGCGCCAGGGGCACAAGGGGCGUAGAGGCGGCAGAGGUGACGUCGGGGAAGACGACGGCAUGGCCUCGAACGCAGGCGACUUCUGGCCCGUUAGUUCCACACACUGUCGGGCAACGUCCUGAGUGGAUGACCCUCAAUCCUCCUUUAUCCGGGCGGCGCGACGGCGUUCGUCGUCCCGUUGAUCGGGCUGUGACUCACGAAGAUUUCCCUUCCGAGGGCGCGCAUGGAGAUGGCAGGCGGGUGUGGAAGGAUGUGAGGCAGGAGUUGCGGCGGCAGCAAGAAGAGUCCAUAACGAAAGGUGUGGAGCGUUUACGCGUGGGCGAGCGGAGUGGGCAAGCAGACGUGGCCGCCGGGGGGGGUGACGCGUGGGCAAACGCUGACGAAGUUCGGUGCGACGUAGACGACGACGACAGCGGCGACGUGUUCCCGUUGCGUGCGCCGAAUAUGGGCGGGAGGGGCGGCAGGGGUGGCAGGGGCGGCAGGGGCAGCACUUCGACUAGAGCGGUGCGCAGGUGGACGAGAUCGAUGACGGCCUCUACAGACGCGGAAGGCGAGGGUGAUGGGGAAGGAGGGCGGAAUUUCUGGUCCGUGGAACACAUGCUGGCCCUAAUCAGGGCGAGGCGGGAUCAGGACGCCCAACUGCAAGCGUCGGGACACAACUUUGCUCGGAUGCGGAUGAAGGAGUGGAAUUGGAUGGACGUCCGGGAGUGGUUGCUGAAGGUCGGUGUCGACAGGCCGACAGACAAAUGCGGGAAAAAAUGGGACAAUCUCAUGCAGCACUUCAAGAAGGUCCAUGCUUUCAUGGGCAUGUCGGGGAAGGAGGACUUCUUCGAGCUGUCGAGUCAGCAGAGGGCAGAGAAAGGAUUCAACUUCAACAUGGAUCGAGCCGUCUUCGAGGAGAUCAAAGGGGAGAGGGAGAGAAGCCACACUAUCAGCCCGACCAAUGUUGCAGACACUGGCGGGGCAGGGGGUGUGCAACUCCCAUUUGCACAAUCGGCGACUCCGGAAUCUGUGGGGGAUGGUGAAGCCGUCGGUGAUGGAAAUGACGAAGACGACAGCUCAGCACGGGGUGGCUCACAGACGAGUGGUGGCCCGGCCGGGAUCGGGAAGAGGAAGAAUGUGCAGCAGCAAACAUUCGAGGCCAUGUCGGAGUGCAUGGACAAGCAUGGGGCAUUGAUGGCGUCGACGAUGGAGAGCGCCAGCGGGAGGCAAUGCGAGACAAUGGAGAGCGCGAGCAAGAGGCAAUGCUCCAUCCAGAUUCGACAGUGCGAAGCCAUCGAAGCGGAGGUGGAGAUCCAGAAACAACACUGCGACGCCAGCAGCGGGACAAGCGAUAAGGGAGGAGGGGGCAACGGUGACUGCAGCAAGCAGGCCCCAGCCCCCCGCGUGCAGCGGGCGAAGGAUGUUGCGGCGGCGGGUGCCAUUGCGGGCACGUCGACGGGUGGAGCUGGAGGAGGCGGGGGCGACGGCCGUGAUGGUGAUGAUGACGACGAUCCGCUCAUCAACAGGCAGAGGCGAACGGGAGGCAUGGCGGCUAUGGAGACGAAAGCACGGCUGUGGGUCGACGAUCAUUGUUUUUGGAACGAGACGGAGGGGCAUGGGAUGGUGAAGAUGAUACAGGAAACUCGCCUGCACCUUCUGGCCAUCGCGAAGGGUGUGAAGCCGCCGGAGAUCAGAAAAAGCAUCGUGCUGCCUAACUCCACGAUCCCUCUCCAAAAGAUGGAAGACGAGUCCGAGCUGCAGGCCGCCAAGGAGAGGGCUGGGAGGGUGCAGACGAUAGCGUUGCGCAUCAUCCAUGGGUGGCUCUUCAAGUCCCCUAAUUGCGCACGCGGUUAUCACUGCGCGUACAGGUAUGUGCUCAACCACGUGGCCACAGACCUGGACCGCACCAUCUGGUUGGGAGAGGAAUGGCGUGUUUGCGUCAGUCCCGCUGUCGUCCACAACACUUUGGAGGCUCGUAUGAAGCUCCCCAUAUGGUACGUUGGUGGCAUCAUACACGACAGGCACGAGGACGACGAGAUGGCAUCGUAUCAAGAGUCCACAAUGCAGCGUCUCGUCGGAGCUUUCACUAAUGCUGUUGACGUGGGGGAGGGGGUGGACGGCGGGCGGAUUUCGUAUGAGAGGUUGAGGAACAUCGCGGACUGCAUGCGCCUGUUGCUGUCUGCCGCCAUGUGGAUCAUGCGGAUGGCGGGAGACUGGAUUGGAUGGGCACCAGACCACCCGAGAUUGACGACGAAGAGGAGGAGAAGGCAGACGAGGGGGAGGCGUGAACGCUGGUCGCGGACUGCAUGUGGCGACGACGGUGAUGCGGAUGAUGGUGAUGAUGAUGGCGACGAUGAUGACGAAGACGGCGACGUUCAGAGUCUUCAGACCAACGAUGCUGAUGAUGAAGACGACGCCGACGAUGAUGAUGAUGGUGCUGACGACGACGACGAGGAUGACGACGAUAACGAAGAUGGUGAUGAUGAUGAACACGACAACGACGAUGAUGAUGAUGAUGAUGAUGAUGAUGAUGAUGAUGAUGAUGAUGAUGAUGAUGAUGAUGAUGAUGAUGAUGGUGAUGAUGGUGAUGAUGAUGAUGAUGAUGAUGAUGAUGAUGAUGAUGAUGAUGAUGAUGAUGAUGAUGAUGAUGAUGGUGAUGAUGACGACAAAGACGACGACGACGAUGAUGACGACGGCGACGAUGAUGAUGAUGAGGAUGAUGACGAUGAUGAUGAUGAUGAUGAUGAUGAUGACAAUGAUGAUGAUGAUGAUGUUGAUGAUGGCGACGAUGAUGAUGAUGACGAUGAUGAUGAUGCCGAUGAUGAUGAUGAUGGUGAUGAUGAUGAUGAUGAAGAUGAUGAUGCCGAUGAUGAUGAUGACGAUGAUGAUGAUGGCGCAGACGGCCGUGUUCGGUGGUCAUCUACUGUGAGGACCGGUGCUCAUACACGUCGUUGCCAGAUCCCGCGGGCUUUCCGCAACCCAGCGCAAUGUAGCUUUUUUUAGUGGACCACCGUUUUUGGCACGCCGCUGGUGCGUCGUCGAAAAAUUUUUUGAUGUUUAUGUACAGUGCCGUGUGCUUUAUAAUU
Molecule: messenger RNA, 3707 nt
Organism: Chara braunii
Lineage: Eukaryota; Viridiplantae; Streptophyta; Charophyceae; Charales; Characeae
Source: the annotation of a GenBank genome assembly